AUGGCGGCCUGCGUCGACGGCACCGGCCCUCGCCCGCUGGCGUCGAGGAAGGUCUGCGUGAUCGGCGCGGGCAUGGCCGGGCUGGCGGCGGCGCGGGAGCUGCGGCGGGAGGGGCACGCCGUGGCGGUGCUGGAGCAGGGCGCCGACGUGGGCGGGCAGUGGCUGUACGACCCGAGGACGGACGAGUCCGACGACGACGCCGCCGCCGCCGACGACGCACCGGUGAGGGUGCACAGCAGCAUGUACGCCUCGCUCCGGCUGCUCGGCCCCCGCGAGGUCAUGGGAUUCUCCGACUUCCAGUUCGUCCCCCGGAAGAGCGGCGGCCGCGACGCGCGGCGGUUCCCGGGCCACCGUGAGGUGUAUCUCUACCUCAGGGACUUCUGCCGCGCGGCCGGGCUCGUCGACGCCGUCAGGUUUAACGCUAGGGUCGUGCGCGUCGCCAUGGCGCCGCCGCGUCGAGGUGGCACCGGCGACGCCGACGCGCUGCAAUGGGUAGUGAGAUCCAUGGACGCCGGCAUAUGGAGGCAACGCGCUGAUGAUGAUCGGGUGGCCGAGGCGCAAUGCGUCGAGGAGGUGUUCGACGCCGUCGUCGUGGCCACCGGUCACUACUCGCAGCCAAGGCUGCCAAGCAUCGAAGGAGUGGAGGAUUGGAGAAGGAGGCAGCUGCACAGCCACUCGUACCGGGUCCCGGACCCCUUCCGCGAUGAGGUGGUGGUGGUGGUUGGCUGCGGCGACAGCGGCAUGGACAUCGCGCUGGAGCUUCGCGCCGUCGCGAGGGAGGUGCACCUCUCCGCCAAGUCCGUGGAGGCGGCCAUGACGCCGGCGAUGUCCAAGAUGCUGGCGAGGCACGCCAACCUGCGGCUGCGCCCGCAGAUCGAGCGCCUGUGCGCGGACGGCCGCGUGGUGUUCGCCGACGGCACCUGCGUCGUCGCCGACACCGUCAUGUACUGCACCGGGUACCGCUACUCGUUCCCGUUCCUGGACACCGACGGGAGGGUCACCGUCGACGACAACCGCGUCGGGCCGCUGUUCGAGCACACCUUCCCUCCGUCGCUCGCGCCGUCGCUGUCGUUCGUCGGGAUCCCGAGGAAGGUGAUGGUGCCGUGGUUCUUCGAGGCGCAGGGGAGGUGGAUCGCCGGGGUGCUGUCCGGCAGGCGGGCGCUCCCGACGGAGGAGGAGAUGACGCGGUCCGUGGAGGACUACUACCGCGCCAGGGAGCUCGCCGGCGUGCUAAAGAAGUACACCCACGACGUCGAACCUCAUAAAAUGUACGAGUUGGGGGAGAAGUACUGCGACUUCCCGCGCACGGAGGACUGGAAGAGGGAGCUGAUGGCGAUCAUCAGCCGGAACACGAGCGACGACAUGGAGACCUUCCGCGACCGCGACGACGACAGCGACAACGUCCGCAAGUGCAUGCAGGAGUGGCAUCUUUCACCUCUAAAGGCGUCUGCUGAACAUGGCAGUGAUGGGUUAGCUGACCAGAAGGAUGGAUUGGCCAUUGAUGGGAAGGAUGCUGACUGGAAUCUUCACCCUGCUUCCCCUGGACCAAAUGAUGUACUUUCAGUAAACAACAUGCAGAUGAAAAGGAGGAAAAGGUCUAAGACCAUCAGAGUUUUCGAAUCUGAAUUUGAGGCAAAAGGUAUCCCUGAGUUAGGCAACACCCUGCCAAAAUCAACUAAUAACAUGUUCAUUAGUGAACAGAGCUCUGAUACACCUCCUGGAAACACUAGUUCUGUUUUGCAAUGUACUGCUGAAAACGUCAUGCACGUGACUGAUGCUGCAAAUACUGGUCAAUUGAAGUACGAGAACAGCUCUCCGUUAGUCUCUCAGCCAACAGAAAGUGAAAUUGUAGAUGAAGGUAACUCGCAAGUGGAUCGCCAAGAGUGUAGAACACCAAAUAAUAAUGGAGUAGACUUGGAAGAAAUGAAUGUGGAUAAAAACUGCAUUUUAGCUUCAGACGGAGCUGACUCUUCAAUUGUGAGCACCCUGGACAAAGAAGAAAAUGCAAAAGAAGCACCUUCUGGAGUUGCUGUGCAAGCUGAACGUGCCAGAUGUAUCAAAUACACAUUCAACCGCAGGAAGCGCAAGACUGCAUCUUUAGACAGCACUCUUCAAGUUGCUGUCCCUGAGAAAAGCAGCAGUCUGGUUUGCCCAGCUGAGAACCAUGAGUCUCAUGCAAAGCCUGAGACGCAAGAUCUUUUGAUAGAGUCAACUCCAGGUGACAAUCAACUAAUCCAUGUUGCCCAACAGCUCAUAAUGCUGUCAGCGCAGAAAUAAUAAAAUUCUGUGAUGCGUUAAAGCGGAAGGAAUGAUUGGUUGGUUCAAAAGAACAAUGCUGGGACGGCUUCAAUAAGUGGAUCAUAUAUUUCUUCAACGGAGUGGGAGACUUGUGGUGGUGGGGGUGGCAGAGAAAGCAAGAAAGCCUAGCUCAUAGUGUAGUUACCAACAAUAUAUCUCUACCUAAGAGGUCAUAUUAUAAUAGUGUAUAGAUUAGACAAGAGUUUUUUUAUAUAUUUAGUCGAUAAAUUUUGAACUAUUGUUUUGAAGGAGGUUAUAAAUUCUGUAGCGGCACUCUGUUAUUAGGUCGGUUCAAGGUUCAAAUUCAGAGGUUAAACAACUGCUCCAUGGAGCAAAGAGACGGCGUUAGGAAAUUUAGUCUAUGUAAAUCAACUUAUAUCUCCCUCCUAGCUUGUGGAAAAAUUUUGCUCAUUCGAUUAGAAGAUUGGCUCCUAGCUUUUGGAAAAAUCUUGGUCAUUUGAU
Molecule: messenger RNA, 2760 nt
Organism: Oryza brachyantha (malo sina)
Lineage: Eukaryota; Viridiplantae; Streptophyta; Magnoliopsida; Poales; Poaceae
Product: flavin-containing monooxygenase FMO GS-OX-like 8
Exons: 8
Coding region: 1-2277 (758 amino acids)
Molecular function (GO): flavin adenine dinucleotide binding; NADP binding; N,N-dimethylaniline monooxygenase activity
Source: RefSeq, a predicted model, not a curated record